Acinonyx jubatus (cheetah) is the source of this 7018-nucleotide messenger RNA. RefSeq names its product cordon-bleu WH2 repeat protein like 1 (gene COBLL1). The transcript is spliced from 15 exons. The coding region runs from base 2263 to 5799 and encodes 1178 amino acids. Gene Ontology annotation, molecular function: actin monomer binding. Lineage: Eukaryota; Metazoa; Chordata; Mammalia; Carnivora; Felidae. The record is from RefSeq and is a predicted model, not a curated record.
GGGGUGGGGUGGGAGCAAUGUUUUGUGAGGAGAGCCAGAAAAAUAAGUAAAUGAAAGAAAAAAUAUCACUGACAAAUGCUUUGUAAAGAAUUAAGAUAGGGUGAUGUAAUAACGAUUGGUUUGCUGCUUUAGACAAGAUUCCUAGAAGUCUUUCUGAGAAGGUAACAUUUAAACAGACCUGAGUGAUGAGGAAAGCUGUAGGGGGAAAAUAAUUCCAGGUCUGGGAAAGAGCAAAGGCAGAGACCCUAAGGUUGGGAAGGCUUAUGAAUAAGGGACCUGCAAGAAAGUCAGUGUUGCUAGUGCACGGAGGGCUAAGUGAAAGGGGUGCCAGAGCCAGACAGAGCCAGUCUGGUUAGGUAUUAUUCAAGGAUGAAACUUUUGGGAUUUACUCUUAGAACCAUAGCACACCUUUGGAGGAGUUACAGCAGAGAAUGAGUUGAUUGAAUUUACAUUUAAAAAUGAUCACUCUUGAAGGCUUUAGAAGAGAUUGGAUUGCAGUGUGAGAGCAAAGGCCGGGAGACUGUAAUGGUGGUGUAUGUGGGAGGGAUGGCAGGUUGACCCUAGAAUAGUUGUAAUAGAGAUUGAGUUACAGAUUCGGCAUCUAUUUUGGACUAAAUGUGAGCAGUGAAGGAAAGAGAAGAAUCAAAGUUAAUUCUUAGAUUUUUGGCUUUCUGGAGCUGGUUAUUGAGAUGGGAAGGCUAAGUUGGGAGAAGUGAAGAUUUUGCUUUUGGCAUUGCCAACUUUAAGAUGCCUAAUUAGACAGCCAAGACAGAUGUAAGAAAAUGGGCAGUAAUACUGCAGGUACAGUGAAUUUGUGAUUGAUUAUGCAACCUGAAACACCUUUGAAAGUGCAACAGGGCUGUGAUGGGAUUUAGUAAAACCCAACUACUAUACUAAAGCAGGGACAACAGAGGCAAAUUGGGACUUUCUUGGCAAACCAGAAGGUAUGAUAUGUAGGAAUCUAGUUCCAGGGAAGGAUUUCAGGAUUGGUGAUAUCGGAUGUUUAAAGUAAUGCUAAGAAGUCAAGUGAGAUAAGAACAGAGAGGAGGUCUGUUCUUCAAAAUCCAGAGCAACAUAAGGGGGAUUGGGUGAUAAUAAAAAUAUAAGACAAUAUCAGCAAGGUUAGGGGGUGCCAGCCAGAUAGGAGUGGACUCCUAUGAGGUUAGUGGACUGCCAGCCAGUAGGAGGUAAGGAAUUAGACAUAAAAGCUAUAGACGCCCUUUUAAAGAGGUUUUGUUGUGGAGAGGGAUGUAGGUGAAAAAUACAGCUCUUUUGGAGACGGUUGAGUCCCAUUUAAGACUAUAAAGGAAUUCCAGUGGAAGUCCUUGGUUUAUUUGAGGCUGUAACUUGCAUCCAAGUCAAUACUGCACAUGUGGAAGAAGAAAUAAUGUUUCCGUGAGUGAAAAUAAGGGGACAUGUAAUUUUGGAUCAAAGUUUCUGUUGCUCUUAUUUGAAUAAUCUGUAUUUGAUUUUGAACAUCCUAAAAAAAAUUGAAUUGUCACGAAGAUGACCUUUGAUUUGAAAAAGGGCUGACUAUAAAAUCUAGCCUUUCAGAUGCUCCUCCAUUCACGUUAGGGCUAUAGUCUCCCAGACUGGUAAAGGGGGUAAAGCCAUGUAAGUCAAGUUUCAGCUUCCAUUGUCUGUAUUGGGGUUUUUAUGAUGAGAAAUGGUGUUUGCCUUGAACCAACUGGGAGAAGUCUUAGCCUCUGCAGGAAAUAUGCCUGUUUCCUUUCCCUGUUUACAAAAUUAAAUACCUGAUCUUUUCUCUGAAUUUUAUUUGUAUUUACCCAGCUUUCUUCAGAUUGUCAUCUUACAAGUAAUUUUAAGAUUUUUCUUAAAUAUUCUAUAUAUGUUUCUUGGCACUGGCACCUAAAGAUUAAAUUAUCUAGUGAGAUGUUGCUUAAAAAUUUAAGAGAAAUUGUGUAUGUUGAGAAUUGGUAAGAAUUUAUAAUAUUAUAAAAAACAGAUAAAAAUAUUGAAUUCUCUAGUUUUUAAACUGCUAAAUAAGGAGCUACUUUUUAUAACUACUGUGUAAGACACCUUCCCUUUAGAAAAAGGACCUGUGAAAACGUUACAUGAUCAUUCCCGGAAUGAUGUUGAAAGACCGGUAAAUUCCUCCUUUUACAUAUUUGCCAGAGGUAAGAAGUGCCUGGCACUUAACACACAUGAUAAACAGUAGAGUCAGUAAUAGAACAGGACAGUUGGUUUAGCAUUUUCGAAGAGUAAAUAGCCAAAGGGACAGUACCAUUUCAUGGAGAUUUUAUGCAAGAAUUGAGAAAACCAAAAGCCAAGGCACCACUUCCUCCAGCUGAGACCAAAUACCUUGAUGCCUCUUCAGUUGAUGAUACUGUAGACUCCUCUGCUUGCAUCAUGGAACAGAAAGAAAACAUGAUAGAUAAAGACAUUGAACUCUCAGUGGUGCUACCUGGAGAUAUUAUCAAAUCCACUACUGUUCAUGGCAGUAAACCUAUGAUGGACUUGUUGAUAUUCCUCUGUGCACAGUAUCACUUAAACCCAUCAAGUUACACAAUUGAUCUGCAGUCAGCUGAAAAUAACCCCAUUAAAUUUAAGCCAAACACACCAAUAGGAAUGUUGGAGGUGGAGAAAGUCAUUUUAAAGCCAAAAGUUUUGGAUAAGAAAAAACCUACACCUAUAAUACCAGAGAAAACUGUGAGAGUCGUGAUCAAUUUUAAGAAAACGCAGAAGACAAUAGUGAGAGUUAGCCCACAUGCACCACUUCAAGAACUUGCCCCCAUUAUAUGCAGCAAAUGUGAGUUUGAUCCACUGCAUACACUGUUGUUGAAGGAUUAUCAAUCUCAGGAGCCCCUUGAUUUGACAAAAUCUCUUAAUGACCUGGGACUAAGAGAAUUAUAUGCCAUGGAUGUCAGCAGAGCCACUUCUGUUACUGCCUCCAAUAAGUCAUCUUUACAAGAAUCCUGCCAAAUAUCACAAAACCUAGACAUUAUGAAGGAGAAAGACAAUAAAGGUUUUUUCAGCUUUUUUCAACGCAGUAAGAAAAAGCGGGAACAGACUGCAAGUGCUCCUGCAACUCCUCUAGUAAGUAAGCAUCGCCCGGCUUUUACUAGGUCCAACACCAUUUCCAAACCAUACAUUUCAAACACCCUGCCAUCGGAUGCGCCCAAGAAGAGGCGGGCUCCACUGCCUCCAAUGCCAGGGUCUCAGAGUGCCCCGCAGGACCUUGCUCACAUCCAGGAGAGGCCAGCUUCUUGUGUAGUGAAAUCCUUGAGUGUGGAUGAAACAGAUAAGAAUUCCUGUGGAGCAGGCAUAGUGAGGACCGGCUCGCUGCAGCUCAGUGGUACAUCUGUUGGCAACUCAUCUUUGAAAAGGACAAAGCGAAAAGCACCUUCCCCACCCUCCAAAAUGCCCCUGCCUCUAAGUGAUGAAGAUAAUCAUGUGACUGUCCUGCAGGCGGGACGUGCAGUUCCUACAGACAGUGCUAUGGAAGCCAGCUGUCCCGAGGGGCCGUCCAACCCAGAUUUUACUUCUUUGGCAGAAGCCUCCCGUGGCCCUGGGCUCCCCAGUCACGAACAGUGCACUGUGCCCAGAUCGCCGGAUGAAGCCUCUCUCUCGGAGUGCCCUGGAACACCCGAGGCGGCCGUAGCAUCUCUGACACCUGGAAUAAGCUCUGAUCAUAGCCUUGAAGAGAUAGAUGAAAAGGAAGAACUGAGUGAAGUGCCUAAAGUUGUGGCUGAAAAUGUUUCUGUGAAGUCACAAGAUAUUCCUUUUGGAUCUACUGAGAUAAUAAAUACACUGAAAAACGAUCCUAACUCCGCCCUUGGCAAUGUUACUGGAGAGUCCGCACAAAACUCCAAAGAAGAAAAACAAGAAGCUAGAAACACAGAUGGACAAGGGCCACGCAUUAUGGUAUAUAAUGCAAGCAAUGAAGAGAGAGUAGUGGACAGUGUAAGAAACUUGAAGUCAUUGGGCUCAAACCAGGAAAAUGUAGAUCAAAAUGAAAUAAUUGUCAUUCCAACGGACACAGAAAAGAAUAUGAAAAAUGGAGUGAGGAUAACAGAAAUCAAUGUGGGAGGUGUUGCCAAAGAUAACAGUGUGGACAUGGGAGCUGACAGACUAUCAAACUAUCAGGCACAUAAAACUGAUACGGCUGAAAGUUGCAAGGAAAAUCAUCUAGCUCCAUCAUUAGUAGCAGGCCAAAAACUGAAUCAACCCUGUGAGGAAAAGACAAAAAUGCAAGAUGCGGCGAUUCAGACAAACCCUUCCUCUGACAGUUUUGAGGGGAAUCACCAAGGUCAUCAUUUGUCUAAUUUCAAAGUUAAUGAAAGUGUGCAAACUCCAAGUAACGAUAAAUCAACUCAACCCUCAUCUCUAAGUCCCCAAGAUUCUGCUGUAGAUGCCUCAAGGAAAUUCAGGAGUCAGGGCCCCCUAAACGUACAUUCAGAGAAUCAACUCACCAUAAAAGAUCCAGUUUAUGCACGUGGUAAUGAUGGCCUUUUGCCUUCUGUAGAUGGGAUUGAUAAAAACUCAACUAUUUCAAAGAAUUAUCCACUUUAUAGACAAGACUAUGAUCCCAAGCCAAAACCUUCAAAUGAAAUCACAAGAGAGUACAUACCCAAAAUUGGAAUGACUACUUAUAAAAUAGUGCCUCCCAAGACACUGGAGAUACUGAAAAAUUCGGAAUCAGAAACCACUGGGUAUAAAGAUGAUCACGAGAUCCAUACUUUAGGAAAAAAGCACACUGGUGAAAAUGUGAAAGAAACUGCAAUCCAAACAGAAGAUCUUGUUAUUUCCGACAACCCAAAGGAGCCACAGGCAGACCUUAAACUACAGCCGAGCCCAAGAACAGAGCAUCAGCUCCAUGGUGUGGAGAACUCACCCUGCAUUGCCAUGGGGAGUCCUCUGAAACCUACUCCCAGAAUGACAAGGGACACUGGCACAGCUCCUUUCGUGCCAAAUUUGGAAGAUAUAAACAAUAUUUUGGAGUCAAAACUUAAAUCUCGGGUUUCAAAUCCCCAGACCAAACCAAGUUCUUUUUUCCUACAGAUGCAAAAAAGAGUUUCAGGUCACUAUGUGACAUCUGCAGCUGCCAAAGGUGUCCAUGUGGCCCCUAACCCUACUCCGAAAGAACUAAUAAAGAAAGAGGGGGAAAGGGAAGUGAUACCUCCUCCAGAACAAACUCUUUCUCCUUUAAGUAAAACAACUCCAUCUCCUCCACAGCCCCAGAUUAAAAAUGCUGAUGAUAACAUCAGCAACCAGAAGCCUACUGAAACCCCUCCACCUCCCAUAGCCCCGAGACCUGUUCCUCUUCCUGCGAAUCAAUUAGCUGCACUAAAUCUGAAGACUUUGAAAACUUUUGGUGCACCGAGACCUUACUCGAGCUCUGCUCCCUCACCCUUUGCCCUCGCUGUAGUGAAACGGUCACAGUCUCUCAGCAAAGUGCGCACAGUGUCAUGCAGUGAGGGUGCAGCUGCCCGACCUCCACCUGACACAGAAGAAGGGAAGGCUCCUUCUGUAAAUAAAUUUGUGGGCAUCCCACAACUACUUGUGAGUGAUAAGGGAAAUAACUCUGCACAUAAUGAACAGAAUUCCCAAAUAGCAUCUCCAACUGACUGCCCAUCAUUCAUUCUUAAGAGACAAAGUUCUUUAACAUUCCAAAGCUCUGACCCAGAACAGAUCCGACAGAGUUUGCUCACUGCAAUCCGUUCUGGAGAGGCUGCUGCCAAAUUGAAAAGGGUUACUGUUCCAUCAAAUACAAUAUCUGUGAAUGGAAGGUCAAGACUCAGCCAUUCCAUGUCCCCUGAUGCCCAGGAUGGCCAUUAAAUGUGCCCUGUCACAAUGCACUUCACCACCUCUGUUUCACAGAACAAUGUCAUGCUGAUGGAGAAUGUUGGCCAAUGUAUAUCCAGAUGUACACUAAUAUAUUGUCUAUUAAAAUGUAAGAAUUUGUGCUGUGGCUUUUAAUGCCAAAAGAAGAAUUACAGAAUUUAUAAGUUAUAAUAUUUUGGGCCUUUUUUUUUUUUUUUUUUUUGCCUUAAAAGCUGACUAUGCUGCUUUAGAACUUUAAGACAAGGUGUUAAUGACUUUCAUUUUUCUCAAAUGAGACUUCGUCACCUUUUGUGGAUUUCACUUACUGACACAUUCUCUACAAUGGUGACUUAGACAAAAGAAUAAAUUAAGAUUCAUAGACUUGUAUUUGUGUGACACAUAAAAAGGUAGGCAAAUGUAGAUCUGACAUUUGCUGCCUCAAUGUUACAGUUUAAUUGGAAUUGUUUAUAAGUUAUAUUAAAGUGUAUUUUGGCUGAAAGUAUGAUCUAGAGAUCUAAGAAUAUCAAAUAAGUAUAUUUGGUUCGACAGUUCAUUUAAAUGAUGAAUCACUUAGUGUGCAAGCCUUAUCUUGUGUGUUCUUUAUGUAAUUACAAAAUCAAUGUCAAAUUUAUGGGAAGCUUAUAAUAUUUUAAUAUUUUAUUAACAUGGAACAUUUGUUUUUUUAAUCUUUAGAACUUAAAUUGCACAAGGAACAUUUUAAAUAUUUUUUUUGUAUAUAAUCAUGACAUUGUUGUCACACAGAUAUUAUAUAUUUUAUGUGCCAGAAGCCUUAGAAAUCUUAUGAAAAUGUUGGUCUAUAUUGACAGUUAUUUCACAUUUGAUAUGUAGUGAGGAAUAGGGGUUAGUAUAUGUCCAUAUUGGAGAACUUCAAAGACUACUUGGAGGUUCCAGAAAUCUUUGUUUUAAUUAAAAUAAAAUGAUAAAGUCAUUAUGUAGUUCAGAUGCUAAUAUUCUAAAUAAUAUAUAUAUAUACAUUAAAGCUAAAACUAUUAAGCCAAACAAUGCCUAAUUUGUUGGCUUAUAACUGUAUUGGGGUCUAGAGCUCAUUCACGUUCUAGUCCUACUUUAAGAAUCUAAUUGCUCAUUUAUUCUCAAAGCUUUGUCAAACACGUUGAUGUUAAGUUGGUUUUCACUAAAUUAGCUCUUGGGAUGUCUGCCUCUUUGGACGAUAUGUUGAUUUUUUCAAUGUUUAAUAAAAGCAAGUUAUAUGUUU